AUGGCAUCCGAGACCGAGAAGACCCAGGCCUUACUCCAGUCUUGCAGCACUCAGUCUCUUCUUUCCAGCCUGGGCCUGGGGAUAUUCUGCCUCGUAGCUGACAGACUUCUGCAGUUUUCCAUAAUUCAGCACAAUACCUGGCUCCGCGCCCUCUCCGACAAUGCAGUGCACGGUGUGAUCGGCAUGUGGUCCUGGGCGAUCGUCAUUGGAAUCAAGAAGAAGACUGACCUGAGAGAGAUCUUUCUAGCUGGGUUUUUAGCCUGCGUUAUUGACGUGGACCACUUUUUACUAGCUAGAUCCCUGUCUUUACAGGCUGCUCUGACUCUCCCGCGAAGACCCUUCCUUCACUGCUCUACGCUGAUUCCCGUCGUGGUUCUCACCCUCAAGGGCACCAUGCACCUCUUCAAGCUCAAAGACUCGUGGUGCUUCCUCCCGUGGAUGGUCUUCACAUCCUGGACCUCACACCACAUCCGGGACGGCCUCCGUCACGGCCUGUGGCUGUGCCCGUUUGGAAAGACCCCUCCCUUGCCAGUCUGGCUUUAUGUCGUAAGCACGGCGUCUCUGCCUCACCUCUGUUCCAUGGUCAUGUAUUUAACGGGGACAAGACAGGUGAUGUCUUCAAAACACGGAAUCCGUAUUGAUGUCUGA
Molecule: messenger RNA, 648 nt
Organism: Pipistrellus nathusii (Nathusius's pipistrelle)
Lineage: Eukaryota; Metazoa; Chordata; Mammalia; Chiroptera; Vespertilionidae
Source: the annotation of a GenBank genome assembly